AUUUCUGUCUCGUCGCGACUGUCAUCCUUUAUAACAGAUAACCAAAUAAUUUUCUUCGUUCAAAAUCAGAGCCAGAACGACGGAGAAAUCAAAAUAAUCUCUUUUAUCACGAAUCCUGCACAGUCUAGUGGCCUCUGUGAUGGCUUCGCUAAUUCUGGUUAAUGGGGCUCAGUUGGCAAGACAGCAAACUGGGUCCCUUGGAAUCCUAUGCUUGAAGGCUAACUACAGCACGGAAGAGCCACGUAAGUUGAAAAGCACGAAUUUGGCUACCCUGAAGCGAGGUACUGGCGGUCGAUCUAGUUUCAAUGGAAUCGUAGCGACGGUGUUUGGAAGUACCGGUUUCUUGGGUCGAUAUGUUUGUAAUAAGCUCGGCAAAAUCGGUUCGCAAAUAAUAAUUCCGUAUCGCGCUGACCAUUAUGAGGCAAUUCGUCUGAAGCUGGUUGGUGAUUUGGGACAGGUGCUGUUUCAUCCUUACGACUUGCGGGAUGAAGAAUCUAUUUACAAGGCAGUCAAGUAUUCGAACGUCGUAAUCAAUCUUGUUGGACGUGAUUGGGAAACGAAAAAUUUUACUUUCAAAGAUGUUCACGUAGACGGAGCCCGUAGAUUAGCUCGCAUUGCUAAGCAAGCUGGAGUUGAAAAGUUUAUUCAUUUGUCAAGCAUGAACGUCACUCCGGAACCGACUCCGAUUUUGCUGAAGGAAGGUAGCAAAUUUCUCAAGAGCAAGUACUACGGAGAGCAAGCCGUCCGGGAGGAAUUUCCGGAUGCGAUUAUUUUCCGCCCGGCUGAUAUCUACGGCCAGGAGGAUCGCUUCUUGCGCUACUAUGCGCAUGUUUGGCGUCGGCAGCUCCGUGGAAUGCCACUUUGGUACAAUGGCGAACGUACCCUUAAACAGCCCGUGUUUUGCUCGGACGUUGCUCAGGGUAUUGUAAAUGCGAUUAAGGAUCCGGACACGCAAGGAAAAACUUACCAAGCGGUUGGUCCACGGCGUUACAAGCUGAGCGAGUUAGUUGAUUGGUUCUACCGGGAGAUGCGCAAAGACGAGGACUGGUGGGGCUAUCGCCGUUACGAUUUACGGUACGAUCCGACGUUCAUGAUGAAGGUGCGUUUUACCGAGUUCAUUUGCCCAUCAUAUAACGUGGGGGAUCUGCAUACCGAGAGAGUCGAACGGGAAUACGUAACCGACGAUGUCAAAAAGGGUAUUCCCACUUUAGAAGAUUUGGGUGUUAAUUUGACGUUGAUGGAGGAUCAGGUUCCCUGGGAACUAAAACCCUUCCGAGCUGCUCUGUACUACGAUGCUGAACUUGGAGAGUUUGAAAAACCGACGCCGCCUCAAUUUAUACAGUAAUAACAUCGGCUAGGAAGAAGCGUAAGAGGUAAAUGUUUCGAUUACGUUGUUUAAAUUUAUCAGAAAAUAAUAAUAAAUGUCCGAGAAAUCGUGGAA
Molecule: messenger RNA, 1441 nt
Organism: Wyeomyia smithii (pitcher-plant mosquito)
Lineage: Eukaryota; Metazoa; Arthropoda; Insecta; Diptera; Culicidae
Gene: ND-39
Product: NADH dehydrogenase [ubiquinone] 1 alpha subcomplex subunit 9, mitochondrial
Exons: 3
Coding region: 140-1345 (401 amino acids)
Cellular component (GO): mitochondrion
Molecular function (GO): protein-containing complex binding
Source: RefSeq, a predicted model, not a curated record